Messenger RNA from Saccostrea cuccullata (small rock oyster), 1570 nucleotides. RefSeq lists its product as uncharacterized. The coding region runs from base 14 to 1480 and encodes 488 amino acids. Gene Ontology annotation, molecular function: zinc ion binding; ubiquitin protein ligase activity. NCBI's taxonomy places the organism in Eukaryota, Metazoa, Mollusca, Bivalvia, Ostreida, Ostreidae. The record is from RefSeq and is a predicted model, not a curated record. The transcript has a single exon. Gene Ontology annotation, biological process: protein monoubiquitination.
GACUUCAACAAUCAUGGCAGAUAAUGACCUGAAAUAUCCACUAGGCUCUCCCCAAGAGAAUAUAAAAAUGUGUCAACCUCAUAACUUUCCUAUUGAUGUGAUUUGUGAAGACUGCGAUGAAUUCAUUUGUGGUAAGUGUGCUAAAACAGAUCAUAGAGAUCACGAAUGGAGCACUAUACCCACGGCAGCCACCCAUAGGAGAAGAGGUCUGCGUAAAUGUCUGACCAAGGUCAAGGAAGAAGAUCUGCCUUGGAUUGAUGAAAAAUUGGAAGUAAUAUCAAAACAAUUAUCAGAAAAUGAAAAACUGUGUAAAUCUGAGAUCAAAAAGCUUCAAAAGCAUUAUGAUGAAAUAAUAAUCAGGUUUUCAGAACUCAGGAAGCAAAAUGAAGAACGAUUAAAAGAAAAUUUAAAGGACAAAAAUGAAAAAUUGAAUGCUGUGAAAUCUGUAUUAAAUAAAAAGAAGAAAGCUAUUGCAGAGACAGUUCAGUUUAUGGAGGAUAACAAUAAUACCAUGUCAGAUUACGGCUUGCUUGACAACCACAGGGAUCUGACAAAACUGCUUUCUGGCCUGAAUGUUAAUAUAGAGGACUGUAAACAUUCAGUGAGGUACAUUAAAGAAGAAAUCAGUGAGGAGGUGCUUGGAAAUAUGAUUGGACAAACUUUGGAUAUAGAUAAAAUUAGUUUGACUGGAAGAAGCGUAUUUAAAUAUGGAGAUAAAAUGAUAGAUUUGUUGAGGGCAUUCUGUGAAGAUCAGUGCUACAUUAGACAAUUAGAGUCAGACUGCAUUGAACAAGUAAACAAAGAAGGUGAGAAAAAGAAUGCCUAUAGUUUCAGUCCAAGUGACAUGUGUAUAACCGAUAUUGAUGAAGUUUAUUGUACUGACUCAAGCAACCAUACCAUCAGCUGUCUGUCACCAUCAGGGUCUCUUUCUACAGUCAUAAGUACAGAUCCACAGGUUCCAAUAGGAAUCUGCCCGUCAGUACAUAGUGGACUUCUGGUCACCUUUAUUGAUCACGAAUUAGAAUCACAGAGCAAGAGUGUGGUGAAGCACCUGACAGUGACAGGUGACGUCAUACAGAAGUAUGAGUACCAGGAGGACGAUCAGACCAGACUAUUUACUUUGCCAAUCAGAAUAACCCAAAACCAUAACAGCGAUAUCUGUAUAGUGAACUAUACAAGUGGCACUUCAGGUGAUCUAAUGAUUAUGUCUCCCUCUGGGCGUAUGAAAGCUGUCUACAAUGGACACAACCUGAUGAAGAGCUUUAUUUCGAGAGAUGUAGUGUGUGACCCCCUCUGUAACAUCCUUGUUACUGACAUUAACAACAACCAGAUCCAUCUGCUAAGUCCUGACGGGGAAAUCCUGAAGUUCAUUCUGACAGAGACUGAAGUUAACCAUCCAUACUCACUGUCCAUAUACAGGUCUGCAUUGUGGGUUGGAUACUCCACUGGAAUUGUAAAAGUGUUUAAGUAUAGAAUGUGAACUUUUACAAUCAUUCAAUAGAAUGAUAUUCAUUUAUGUAUCUUUCAGCAUAUUUCGAAGAUAAAAUCACGCCAGUAUAAAUGAUUUGAA